GAGAUCGUUCCGUUCGGCGUGGCUCGGUACAACGUGCCGUGCCCGUGCCAGUCGGGAAACAGCAUUGUACCAAGUGCCGCGUCUCAAUUUCAGUAGGAGCAACUGGGCCACGUCUCCACGGUAAACACGCUACAAAAACUCACAUCAAAGGAAUGUAAUCUCCAUACGAAUGACCGAUCUUCUGCCCGUGUACGACGCUUUCCAAUACCAACUACUAUUUGGCUACGUGACCACGGGAGAAGUUCGCACCGGCGUUUUUUCGAGCGCCCGAAGAGGUCGAAGACCAGGCUUCUGUAAUCGAUGGGUUGAGAACGAGAAAUUCGUGCUUUCUAGCUUUUUCUUUCUCACGUUGUAACCAAGGUGUGUGUAUAGCUUACCGAUGAGCCAUGCUGAAGGUAGUAGGAGCCUCCUGGCUGCAGACACGUAUCUCCACCUACAUCCUCGUCGCCGUUGCUCUCCUGGGAAUUGGAGCGAUAAUACUCGGCGAGUUUGGACACGUUGAACAAGAUGGCACUUAUUCGGCUACCGUGUCGUGGAAUCGAAAAGGUGGCUACCGCAUCGACUUCUGGGGCCAAGGCAACGAUUUAACCGCAGUGCCGUUGCACGCUGCCCGUGCUUAUUAUAAAACUGGAAUUUUCGAACACGGGUGGUCCUACAUCGAAAUUGAAACGUCUUCGAAGUACCCGGAUACCGUACAGGCCUACGCCGCCGGUCUAUUGGAAGGCAGCCUGACUUGGCAAUUGAUCCAUCAUCAUUGGUACAACACCGUCAGGGCGGCAUGCGAGGAAAAAUUUGCCGAGUGCCGAAAGUUGUCGCAAUACCUUCGGGAAAAUACCAUCAUGAUUCGCCAACGCGUCGAACUGUUGAGCUCCACGGAUCCUUUUUGGCAUAUGAUACGAUUAUUUUACAUGCAAUUGGACGGUUUGGAAGCUGGCUGGAAGUUCGCCGUACGCAGAAGCCGCGUGUCCGUAUCGUUGGAUUCCGACGAUUUUCUUUGGCUCGCCCUGGCUUCCGACAUGCCCGGUUUCCAGCGGCUGUACAACGUAUCGAACCUACCCCUGAGCUCUAUGAUCUACUUGAAAUCAUUACCGCGGGACAAGUCGGAACCGUUGAUCGCGAUCGGUCACAACACUGCUACCUCCUACGCCAAAAUGUUGAAACUGUUGAAGAAAUACACGUUCGGAUAUCACGUGUUGCCUGCCACGAAAACUGCCGCACCAACACCUUCGCGAUCGAUCGUAAUGUCAUCUUAUCCUGGAGCUUUGUCGUCCGGCGACGAGUUUUAUUCGAUGCAUGGUCAAGACCGUAAAUUUGUUGUGACCGGGACAUCUCUUUUGGCGACAAACUACGGCAAAUGGAGCUUCUUGUACCCAGCGGAUCAUGUGAUGCUAUCGGCGAGAUUAAUGGCGGCGCAUCGUUUAGCAACGAGCGGGCAAUCGUGGUUCGAAUGUAUAUCUCAUCAAAACGGGGGAGCUUCCGCGUUCCAGUGGGUCAUCUAUGAACCGCGUUCUUCGGUCAUGCUGUUGGUGGAGCAGCUACCGAGCUUGACCGUCGCUAUGAAUUAUACCGAGGAGUUCAAGGAAGCCGGUUACCUAUCUUACACCGGUAUAUCGAAUUUCCCGGAUGUCAACGACAUCGUACGACCCGUCGGAAAGGAUAUAAACGACGACUGGAACGAUCAUUUCGCGCGUUUACAAAAGAACAUCAGCUCGUACGAGCAAUUUCGUAACACGAUGCGUGGAUGCAGCCAGGAUGAUUGCGCUACCGAGACACAAAAUUCCAAACUCGAUCCACUGCAGGAAUUAGUGUACCGCGGCGAUUUGGAAAUUGAGCCGGUACCAUACGGUAUCGUAGAUAGCAAAAUUUUAACCGUCGAUAGCGACGGUCAUGAAGCUUUCGAAACAAUUGCAGGACCAACGACGCAACGAUCGAGACCACCUUUCAAAUGGUCGGAAAAGUUUCCUAAUAUUUCACACAUGGGACACCCGGAUUGUUUCGCUUUCGAAAGCGUCACUCACAGAUGGGUAUGGGUCUAAAUAUUCUUGUCGUUUAGUUCUACAUUCCCCAUCGUUUCGAAAGCAAUCUUUUCUGGAAAUAUUACAACAUUUUAACGCGUAAAGAUUACAUUCUGUCCACUUCCUGCGGUGAAUCACAAUUUCCUUCGAAUGAAAUUUCAAACAAUUACGUUUGUACAUACAUAUUCGUUAUAUACAUAUUUUUAUAUAAGAUAAGCUGGCUCUUAUGUUAGCCACCCUUGGUGACAUUUCAUGAAAUAAAAGAAAAAUCAUAUACA
Messenger RNA from Megalopta genalis, 2293 nucleotides. It is a transcript of the gene lama, whose product is annotated as phospholipase B domain containing lamina ancestor. Gene Ontology annotation, biological process: phospholipid catabolic process. Gene Ontology annotation, molecular function: glycerophospholipase activity. The record is from RefSeq and is a predicted model, not a curated record. NCBI's taxonomy places the organism in Eukaryota, Metazoa, Arthropoda, Insecta, Hymenoptera, Halictidae. Gene Ontology annotation, cellular component: extracellular region.